AACGGAAUACUUAUAAUUCUUUUCUCUGAUUUCUUAAAUCACUCUACUAAGACGCACAAUAUAGAUUUUUCAAAUUUGAAAGUUGCCAUCUUAGAAUUUAAAAUGAUGUCUGAGGUCGAUUUAUGGCUUCUGUGCAUCAUUGAGGCUGCAGAAAUACUCGUAUUGAGUGAGUUUCGGUCAUGUUCGGCAGUUUUCCAAAAAACAGGAAGUCGCCAUAUUUUGUCGUUCCCAAAAUCCACUACAUGCCAAAUUUGGUUCAAUUUGCUUGAUUAGUUUGAGAGUUAUGUAAAAAUAUGUGUUUCAUUUUUUUGAGAGCCUUCCCCUCUAGAGAUGGGAAAGGUAUCGACCUACUACAAAAAUAUUUGCUUUCGUAAACCACCACUUGCCAAGUUUGGCUCCAUUUGCUUCAUUAUAUCCCAUUUACAUGAUUAGUUCUCGAGUUAGGCACAAAUUUGUAUUUCAUUUGUAUGGAAGUCCCUUUACAUACACAUUUUCACGCCGACCGGGUCAGUCAUUUCCAAGUUUAUAUGGAUCUGACAGACAGACAGAUAGACUGAACUCCAUUUUGUUAUUUAUAGACAGAUAAAAAAUAAAGGAAGCAAGAUGACACAGUUGAAAAUGUUUUGCAAGGAAAUUCGAUAACUAAUUCAAACAUUUGUUAUUUUAAAAUCAUUCCACAAUUGUUUUCCUAUGAGUUAAAUAGGCAUAUGGUAUUGUUGACUGCGCCCUGUCGAGAUGUUCGGCCACAGCAGCUACUAUCGCAUCACACAACUGAGAAACCGCACCCGUUACCAUCCGAGGGAUCGUCACGAUCGAACCGCGAUCAAAGCGGACGAAGCGGAUGUCAUGUGUCAUCAUCAGAUAGGAGCGAGGCAUUUGAUCAUUAUUGGUGGUGCUGAUAGUGCGAAGAAUCUUAGAAUUAGUUCUAAUUAUUCUUAAAUCUGAUAAAAUCUAUCGGCUUAAACCUAGUGAACUUACACACUAUCUAGUUUCUAAAAUUACUUGCUAAACUUAGUGCUAAAAGUACAGAAAGGUAUCCCUCCACGAUGAUCUCCCGAAAUGUUUAUGCGCCACAUGCUUCAUCAAAAUCGAAAGCAUCGAUAAGUUUGCCAUCCUCGCGAGAAAAACGGAAGAAGCCUAUCUUGGUUGGUUCAAAUGUAUCCGAGAAAAUAUGGCAAAACGCUACAGUUUAGCGGCUUCCACUUCCAUCGGAACACCGAAAAUCGACUUCGGCUUACUGUCGCCAACCGCCGACGAACGAAGCUCGCCGCAAAAUUCCCCAAGAAGCGCAGACGGAACUGAGCUUCAGGCAAUAAAAUUGAUCAAACCGGAGAUCUCCAUCAUAUCCUACAGUGAUCUCAAGAUAGGAUUAUUGAUCAAGGACCAAGAACUGCUGAAACUAAUCCUCAAAGCAUUGCGAUGGGCUGAGCAUGACCUGAAGGCAUCGUACGAUGUGUUGAUACAACGAUUAAAAAACACCACCUUCAGAGAAAUCCUCUCCAAUCCCAAUCUAUUGAACGAUAGCGAUCUCACGCAACUCUUGAAGUCCUACAUUGGCCAGGAAGCGUACAACAAGUUUACCGCCGGAAGUGUCAGCCCUGAUAUCAGCAGUUUGAUGAGCUCAAGGGCAGCAACAAUACAUCCUGUGAUUGCGUCCUCUGCUUUGAACCCGCAAUCACCCCCAACAGCGGCGGGGGGUUUGACAAAUUUUAGAAUAGAUGAGAAUAGUGUCACCCAGAUAGAAGUGGGUGUUGAUCCGAGCUUGUUUCUGGAUGACGAAGAAUCUCAAAACCGUUCCAAGUUGGAAACGUCGCAGAAACCGUCGGAUAGUGUUGUGACGAUCAAACUGGUUCCAGCGAAUCUCACGAAAGACACAUCCAACGAAAAGAUGAUACCAGCUAUUUUAAAAUAUGACGUUCGCAGUAAUGGCCGCCACCUUUGUACAAACUGCCCGGCAGCGUUUGCUUCCAAUUCGGACCUUCAGCAACACAUCGUAACAUCACAUUUGAUGAAGGGCAAAAAACUCCUGCCUGAAAGCGUAAACGACAAGAAUGUGAUUAAGAUCCGAGUUAAGAAACACAAAACAAAAAUUCAUCAACCGGUUAUCGCGAAACAACCGGAAAAAAGUACCCCUACAACGAUCCCGAUAUCGAUUCCUCCAACAACGACGAUCACAGUGUUACCAGCUCCCGCAAAACCCAUCGAAGUCAAACUACUGGAACCUACAACGGAAACAACGAAACAUAUCGAAGAACAAUCGAAACCACCUGAAGUACAAGCUAGCCCGAAACAGCAUGUUCGAAAACCUUCAACUUCUCCAAAAAGUCAGCCGAAAACGAAAAGGAAACCUGAACCCAAAAUAACCAUCAAGUUGGAUCAAAUUCUCUCAAAGCGAACACGAAGCCAGAUAAGUGGGUCCAGACGGUCCAAGCAUACCUGUACCGUUUGUCGGAAGCGGCUGGCCUCAAAGACGGAACUUAAAGCUCACAUGGAGUCACAUUUGGCCAAGGGAAAGUAUUCCUGCGAGAAGUGCGACCGGGUGUUCAACAGCGCAUUGAACUUAUCCCGCCACCGACAGUAUCAUGCAGGAGAGAAGUUCGCCUGUGACCGCUGCCGACGGGUUUAUCCCACUAGCAGUACACUCCGGGCCCAUAAGGUAACCCACAGCGACGCCAGGCCGCACAAGUGUCCGUCUUGCGCCAAAACUUUUAAAAGGAGCCAGGAUCUGAAGUUUCACGUGAACCAACACACCGGGGAACGACCUUACAAGUGCCCACAUUGUCCGAAGUCCUUUGCAAGCUCGGGAAACUGUUUCUCCCAUCGGAAACGAAUGCAUGCCAGUCAGCUGACCGUUGAAAGUAAAGAAAAAGAGAGUAUUACAACUAGAUCUAGCAAGAGGUUAUAAAUUUACACGUGAAAUGUUCAAAAUAAGCAAUUUAUUCCCCCCAUUAGAAUUAUCCUCUGUUAUUUCUGUGAUACCGCCGCAUGUUCAAUAAAAGUUAACACAAGGUCAAA
Wyeomyia smithii (pitcher-plant mosquito) is the source of this 3015-nucleotide messenger RNA. RefSeq names its product zinc finger protein 708-like. The record is from RefSeq and is a predicted model, not a curated record. The transcript has 4 exons. Gene Ontology annotation, cellular component: nucleus. Gene Ontology annotation, biological process: regulation of DNA-templated transcription. NCBI's taxonomy places the organism in Eukaryota, Metazoa, Arthropoda, Insecta, Diptera, Culicidae. Gene Ontology annotation, molecular function: RNA polymerase II cis-regulatory region sequence-specific DNA binding; DNA-binding transcription factor activity, RNA polymerase II-specific; zinc ion binding. The coding region runs from base 1172 to 2905 and encodes 577 amino acids.